Molecule: messenger RNA, 2841 nt
Organism: Nematostella vectensis (starlet sea anemone)
Lineage: Eukaryota; Metazoa; Cnidaria; Anthozoa; Actiniaria; Edwardsiidae
Exons: 9
Coding region: 150-2705 (851 amino acids)
Biological process (GO): regulation of transcription by RNA polymerase II
Molecular function (GO): DNA-binding transcription factor activity, RNA polymerase II-specific; RNA polymerase II cis-regulatory region sequence-specific DNA binding
Source: RefSeq, a predicted model, not a curated record
CGCGCAUAAGUAUGUCAUCCAUGUGCUCUGAUGUUCGGUCUACUUUACCAAACUGCAAUCAAAGAUAGUACUCGCCUGGGAUGGGUUUGAAAGGGAGCUGUUGAGUUUGGGGUGAUAGUUUAAAGGAAAUCAAGGAGAUACAAGCCGCUAUGAUGCAAGAAAUUCAAACUGGCGCCACAAAUUUUUGUGAUCUUGAGCGCAACAGCUCUAAUUGUACAUCACAACAAUUCAUGCCUCCAACACAACAACAUAUUACCUCAAGCCCUACAGAUAUUCACAUGACUUCUUUAGAAAGCGAAGAGAGCGACAAUUCAAAUCCGGAGUUAGAGAGGGCUCUAGAAGCGUUUGUAAGCCAAGAAAUACAAGGCAAGAUCAAUAAGAUCCUUGAAGAUGUCCAGCAGUUAUCUGAUACAGAAAAGCUACUCCUAUAUCUACGGUUGCCAGGAGAAUCAUGCUCCGACACUAAAGAUGAAUUUGAACAAAAUCAGGGUCUGCCCAUUUCUACAACAAGAGCUGAACAAACACAGGCUUUUCAUUGGAUCAGAUGUCACUUGGAAGAGUGUGAUAACAGCUCUACGCUGCCAAAACAUGAGGUCUAUGAUGAGUAUAAAGCUUACUGUGAAAGUAUGAGUGCAUCCAGAACCCUAAGUGCACCCGAUUUUGGAAAGAUCAUCAAGUGUGUGUUCCCCCGAGUGAAGGCCAGAAGACUUGGUACCAGGGGGAAUUCCAAGUACUGCUAUAGCGGGAUUCAAAGGAAGAAAAAUGUUAAACCUCCAACUCUACCUUCUCUUCAAAUUCCUGUCAACAAUGACAGAGAUAAGGCUAAUGGAGGUCAAGGAAAUGGCAUGAACGGAGGUGAUAAGAUUGAGGAAGAUCAGACCUUAUCAGCAGCCUGUCUCCUUGUGUGUGAAUGGGCUAACAAGCUACUGGGCCGGGUCUUCACCACCCUCAUUGAGCUUGCACGUUUCCUGGUGGGUGGUAGUUAUGUGUCCAGCAAGUCUAUGGCAGCUUUUGUUGUCAUGUCCAGUACAGAGAACCAGCCUCAGACCAAUCAGUUGACACUUUUCUCGCCACAAAAAGUUGAGGACCCAAUAGUUCUGACGCAUAAGAGACGUCAGACACAGCAGCAGUUCCAAAAGAAGAUUCACCAAAGACAGCAACAAAAGCAGAUUCACCAAUCCCUGGGACAUACUAUCCUUCCACAAGCUACAGGGCAACCCACCCAGAUCAUCUCAAAAUCACAGUCUGAGCACCCUCGUCAUAACCAGCCCAUGCAUGUAACCCUAAAACCCGCACAGGGGCCAGCCCAGUUCUACCAGCCCUCCCCUCCACACCCUUCCCUGCAGGGCUCAGCACCCCCUACUCCCACCAACACCUUCCCAAAGAUGCGGCCACUGACCCCAUCCCUCAUGUCUCCAACAUCGCAAGGCAUCCAACAGGCCCCACAAACACCCUCAUUCCAGGCAUCUCCCAAGUUUAACCCUCCAGGCACACCUCAGAACAGACCUGUCACCCCAAGCUCUGGGAGUACUACUAGGCAGACACCCAACAGUAUUGAGCCAACCAGGUUCCACUUCACGCCCAUCACUAACGGUACACACGAGCAGAAAGGACAACGUGGGGAGGUCAGUCCGCCAACCACAUUACGACCCACUGCUACCCAUCCUGGAAACCAAGUGCAUGAGUGGCAACCUGGAGGUUCACAGAAUCAGGAUGUCCCUUUGUCUCCUACUAAACAGCCACGCCUUACAGCCACACCCACAAGGAGACCAGUAUCAUUCCCGUACCCCCUAUCAUCCCCUCGGACACCGCAAAGAAUGAACCAGCAAUUUGUGACGUCACCACCUAUGAUGUCACCAAAUACGCCCCACCCAUUAAUGUCACCAAAUGUCAAUCAGCGAGUGCAGGAGCAGUUGAUUGUGCAAAGUGGUAAUGGACAGGAUGGGAUGGUUGGCAUGAGACGGGAUGGCGACAGCAGUCCAAAUAUGGUUACGGAUCACAUGAUCAAGCAAGGUUGUUUGACGCCACGUCCCUGCCGUUACAGUACCAGCUCCGACGUCCAAAUGCCCCCAACCCCACUCUCCCAGAGUGUUGAUUAUUCUGCAGAGCUAGACUCCAUCUGUACUGUCACCAAUGCAGGGCCCAUGCCCCCUCCUUACCAGCGGAGUCAGUCGGUCCCUCCCCUACCACAAAACGCGUUCAUGGACAAACGCCUCCAACCGCUAACACCUCAGACCGACAAUCGACUUAUAGGAACACCCACCUCAAUGGAUAACGGCUCGUCCAAUCAACACAUCAACGGCUUAAAGGAAUUGCGCAAUCGUGUUUUACACGGUGACGUUAAUAACAAUGGGUCUCGGCCCAGUCCCAACGAGGUUUUCGCUGCUCGCCGUAAUCUUACCUCGCUUCUGAACGCAGAGGCCCUGGGUGCUAAUGCACAUCAUCCGGGACCUUCAAACUGGAACACCGAGAGUUUUCAUAGCAACCAAACCGGCUCAACCAGUAGCGAGGAACAGGAAAUGGAAAUGCUGGAGACAAAUUUAAACUUUUCUGACCUGACUAGCGAUAGUGAUACGCAUUUGCCGGAUUUUAACCCUCUGAGCGACGAAGUCCUGAGGAGUAUUUGCAACAACACAAGCGGUGUCUGGCCGACUUCGGACGUGGGGGCAUGGGGCGGCUCUCAUACCCUGCAGAUCAUGGAAUGACGUCACACCCUUUAAACGCCAUAAACGUAGAGUAAAGGCGUUGAUAAGGACCGAUAGCGCCAGGAUCGUAAUGUUCUUAUUUCAAUGUCUGGUAUUGCCUUUUAUAUGGAUGUGUUUCAUCAUCCACAUUUUAUAU